Messenger RNA from Stomoxys calcitrans (stable fly), 9253 nucleotides. RefSeq names its product eye-specific diacylglycerol kinase. Gene Ontology annotation, molecular function: protein binding; ATP-dependent diacylglycerol kinase activity. The transcript has 16 exons. The record is from RefSeq and is a predicted model, not a curated record. Lineage: Eukaryota; Metazoa; Arthropoda; Insecta; Diptera; Muscidae. Gene Ontology annotation, biological process: diacylglycerol metabolic process; lipid phosphorylation; intracellular signal transduction. The coding region runs from base 302 to 4036 and encodes 1244 amino acids.
AAAUAAAAAAUCUAGAAAGUGCAGCGGCAAAAAUCGCAAUAUAUUGAAAAAUGUUCUAAUAAAAUAUUAAUGAAGCGGAAAAACAUGUAAAAAAAAUACAACCUUCACUUUAUCCAAAAAAAACAAAAUCAUUAAAAUUUAAAAACGCAAAACAUUUCAAAGAGAAGAGAAAAAAAAAACAAAUAAUUGAAAACGCUUUUAUUUAAAAAGUUUAAUGCAGCCAACUUAAAUUUAAGUAGACUUUGUCUUUUACAAUAAAGUCUGUGGAAAGAAAACCCAGCCAAGGGCAAGUCAUUGUCCAAUGUUCAUUUCGUAUAUAAAACUGGACGAGUAUUCGAGUGUUGCAGCUACUGCUGCUCUCAACCAUCAACUCGGUGGUAAUUCGACUCCAUUAACAAUGGCAACCCCAGGAGCAGCUGUGGUAGCGACAACAACUUCAACAACAAUGACAGCGGCGCUAAUUAUAACAACAACAAAGACUAUGAACAACAUGUCAACGCAAACUUGCAGCAGUGAUUGCUACAUUGAAGCAAGUGAAAAUAAUGGCAAUGAUGCUCAAGGCUCGAAUAUCACAACCCACAGCAAGGAUAAUGAGAUCAACAGCCGCAAGAGCAGCAACAGCAACAGCAGCAGCAGUUGCAGUGUCAAUAGCAACAGUAAUAAUGCCACCAGCGCCAACACCACAACCACCACCAACAUAUGCAUCACCUAUUGCAGCAGCAAUCACAGUAAUGGUGAUGCCAACAGCAAUGGCAACAGUUCAAGUAACAGCAGCAGCAGCAGCAGUGGCACGAGUAGCAGCAGCAGCACCACCAGCAGCGACAGCCAUGCCGAUAUAUUAUCCUUGGAACGUUUGUUGCUCUGUGUGCAAGAAGAAACCGAUGAAGAUGGUUUAUCGCCCUUUGAGGAUUUUAAUGAGGAAUUGCAACAACAACAAAGCCAUAGGCAUCGACAUCAUAAUCCCUACCAUCGGCAUCAUCGACAUCAACGGCAUCAUCAUCAUCAUCAUCAUCAUCACCAUCAUCAGCAGCAUGGGCAACAUCAUUCCCCGGACAAUGAGAGCACCGAUGACAAUGACAACCACCGUCACAGUAACUCCCUCAAUGACAAUUGUUCUGCAUCGGGCUGUGAGGGAUGUGCCGAGUGCUCUACAUUUACAGAGUCUGAAAAUGAGCAAUGCGAUGGUGCUGCAUCCUCCACUCUGAAUGCUGCCGCCGUCUCACCUGCCUCAAUGUAUGCCACCAAUGCCAAUGAUCUAUUGACGCGACGAUUUCGCCGCUCAUCCAUUGGUAUGCAAAGGAAAUCGGCAUUCCGUCAAAGGAAAUUAGAUUCCUUGGGUACAUUGCGACGGAAACGAAGACCUGGCCCUGCCAUAAGUAGUCGAAGACCCAUACGCAUUGUGCCCGAUUGGACGGAAAAUGCUAUCCAAGGUGAACACUACUGGAAGCCAACAUCGGCAUCGGGCGAUUUGUGUUGUCUCAAUGAGGAGUGUAUUAAAAGUGGACAACGCAUGAAGUGCUCGGCAUGCCAAUUAAUUGCGCAUCAAAAUUGCAUUCCAUUAGUCAAUGAAAAGACUUCAUUAGCUUGUAAGCCAACGUAUCGCGAUGUCGGUGUCCGACAAUACAGGGAACAAUCGGUGACCCACCAUCAUUGGGUCCAUCGUAAAAUGGAAAAAGGCAAAUGCAAACAAUGUGGCAAGGCUGUGCAAGGCAAAUUAUUUGGUUCAAAGGAAAUUGUUGCAUUAUCAUGUGCCUGGUGUCACGAGGUCUAUCACAAUAAGGAGUCAUGCUUCAAGGAAUCCAAAAUUGGUGAAGAGUGUAAAAUGGGCAAUUAUGCCCCCAUUAUUGUGCCACCCUCAUGGAUUGUCAAAUUGCCCAGCAAAGGCAAUUUCAAGUCAUCCAUUCGUGUCAACAACAAAGGAACGCCAAAUGCCAAGGAUAAGAAAAGCCGAGGGAGUUCAAAACGCAACAAAAAAGAUGACAAAAAGGACCAGAGAGCUUUCAUUGUCAAACCGAUACCAUCGACGGAAGUAAUACCAGUCAUUGUCUACAUAAAUCCGAAAUCUGGUGGCAAUCAGGGUGUCAAACUAUUGGGAAAAUUUCAAAAUAUUUUGAAUCCCAGACAGGUGUUUGAUUUAACACAAGGUGGACCCAAAAUGGGUUUGGAAUUAUUCCGCAAAGCACCCAAUCUACGCAUUUUGGCUUGUGGUGGUGAUGGCACCGUUGGUUGGGUGCUCUCUGUUUUGGAUCAAUUGCAACCGCCCAUACAACCAGCACCUGCUGUAGGUGUCUUGCCCCUGGGUACGGGCAAUGAUUUAGCCAGAGCGCUAGGCUGGGGUGGUGGCUACACUGAUGAACCCAUAGGCAAAAUAUUAAAAGAAAUCGGUAUGUCACAAUGUGUUCUUAUGGAUCGUUGGCGUCUAAAGGUAUCGCUCAACGAGGAUGUGCCCGAUGACAAUGUGGAUCGCAGCAAAGACAAUGUUCCCUUGAAUGUGAUAAACAAUUACUUUUCAUUUGGUGUGGAUGCCCACAUAGCUUUGGAAUUUCAUGAGGCACGUGAGGCCCAUCCCGAGAGAUUCAAUUCACGACUGCGCAAUAAAAUGUACUACGGCCAAAUGGGAGGCAAAGAUUUGAUAUUACGCCAAUACCGAAAUUUGUCACAAUGGGUGACGCUGGAAUGUGAUGGUCAGGAUUAUACGGCCAAAUUACGUGAUGCCGGUUGCCAUGCUGUGUUAUUCCUAAAUAUACCCAGCUAUGGUGGUGGCACUCAUCCCUGGAAUGAUUCCUUUGGCCAAUCUAAACCCAGCAUAGAUGAUGGUCUCAUUGAGGUUGUUGGUCUAACCACCUAUCAAUUGCCCAUGUUGCAAGCCGGCCUACAUGGCACUUGCAUUUGCCAGUGUCGCACGGCACGUAUAACCACUAGGAAGACGAUACCCAUGCAAGUGGAUGGCGAAGCAUGUCGUGUGAAACCCUGCAUCAUAGAAAUGGAAUUGUUGAACAAGGCCAUUAUGUUGGCCAAACGCAAACAACGUGGUCAGGGUGACAUACAAGUGAAUCCUUUGGAAGUGUUAAAUUUGUUGGUAUUACGCGUCACAAUGGAUCAAUAUGAACGUUACCACUAUGAAAAGGAUAUGUUAAGAAAAUUGGCCAAUAAAUUGGGUCAAAUUGAAAUUGAAUCCCAAUGUGAUCUCGAACAUGUGAGAAAUGUUCUCAACUCUAGAUUUGAGGAAUCAGUGACAUAUCCCAAGGUAUCACAAGAUUGGUGUUUCAUUGAUGCCUGUACCGCGGAACACUUUUUCCGGGUCGAUCGUGCCCAGGAGCAUCUCCAUUACAUUUGCGACAUUGCCGUGGACGAACUAUUCAUAUUGGAUCAUGAGGCUGCCACCAUGCCACAGACGCCUGAUCAGGAACGUUCAUUUGCCGCCUAUUCGCAUCGUCAGGCGCAAAAUGAACGCCGCAACAUGGAGCAGCAGGGACAGCCGGGUACUGGUGAUGAUGAUUUAACCAUUGGAUCGAAACCUUUGAAAGUUUUUAAAUUUAAGAGCGCUUACGAUCGCCUAUUUAGUUUCAACGAAGAUGUCUUCGGUUAUGGAUUCAGCCCUAUACUGGAGCAAACUUCCGAUGCCGUAUUAUUAGCUGCCCAGACUGGCGAUUUAUUGAUGUUAUAUACACUACAUGAACAAGGAUACUCAUUGCAAUCAGUCAACAAGGGUGGACAAACAGCUUUACAUUUCGCUUGCAAAUAUAAUCAUAAGGAUAUUGUUAAAUAUAUUUUAUCGUGUUCAACACGUCGCUUAAUAAAUAUGACUGACAAAGAAAAGGGAGAAACAGCAUUGCAUGUAGCAGCCCGGAACGGUCAACGCGAUUUGUGUGUAAUGUUGGUAGCAGCUGGAGCCAAUGUCGAAAUUCGAGACAUGUCAGGCAAUACAGCCAUGAUGGUGGCAUUCAAUAGAAAUUUCACUGAGAUUGCCUCAUAUUUGGAAAGCCAAGAAAGAUUUUUACAUAUGGGCGAAAAUAUGAGGUCCGCCGCUAAAUAAAAUUUAUUUUUCUAAAACUUAUUUAUAGACGUUUCCUUUUUUGUUGUUUUAAGACUCUUAUAUAAACUAUAUAAGUAUUUAUAAUUACUGAAAUUAUGAUCUUUUUGUUAGGUUUAAUAUUAAAGAAAAAAAAUUAAAAUUAAUUUGUAAGAGGUUAAAGGUCUUAUUAAAGAAAAUAAUAAAUUUAAAAAUCACUUAUACAAAAAAAAUCAUUUAAAAAACAAACAUCUUAAUUAUAUUUUAAGCAUAAAAACCACAUUUGAAAUAUUUUUUCAACAAAAAAAAAAUUCUCUAAUUCUUUAAGAACUUCUUUUUUUCUAAAUAUUAAGAAAAAAUUAAUAUCUAUAUGGAACUAAUUUAAUAUAUAAAUUAAAAAAAAAACAUUUUGGAAACGAUUAUUGUGAUAUAAACUUAAAACAAGAAAAAAAACUAAAAUGGGAUUGUAAAUGAUUAAAAAGAAAUCUAGAAAAAAAUUUAAAAAUGAAACCAAUUGACAAAUACCCCCCAACACAUGGGUGGGGUAUAAAAAUGAUAUUAAGAAACAGAAAAAAAAAACAAAACAAAACACUCAACAGAAGGAAGGAAUGAAUGAUUAAAUAACAAACACAAAAUUUUAUAAAAUAUUGGCAAAAAAUUAAUUUCAUUUAUAUUAAAACAAAGCAACUUUAAGAAAAAAAAAGACAACUUUAAAAAAAAUCAUUAAUACGUUUUGAAUAAUUUUGAGAAAAGCAUAUGAUAUCGGCUAGGAUGUUUCUAAAUACCAGAAUUCUGGCAACAACAUUAUAUAACUUGUCAAAAUUGAUAUUAAAGACAACAACUACUAUCAGAUUGUUUGAAUAGGUUUCAAACGUAAUUUUUAUGUAUGUAAUCCCUUUUAUGACAUUUUCGUAAUUUUUUAUUAUGAACUAGUUCGUGAGGUAAUAAUUUAAUUAACUCAUUCAGCUAGUUGACUAAAAUAGUUAGUUCACUGAAUGAGUUGGUUCACUGAAUGAGUUGGUUCACUGAACUAGUUAGUUCACUGAACUAGUUAGUUCACUGAACUAGUUAGUUCACUGGACUAGUUAGUUUACUGAACUAGUUAGUUCACUGAACUAGUUAGUUCACUGAACUAGUUAGUUCACUGAACUAGUUAGUUCACCGAACUAGUUAGUUCACCGAACUAGUUAGUUUACUGAACUUGUUAGUUCACUGAACUUAUUAGUUCAUUGAACUAGUUAGUUCACUGAACUAGUUAGUUAACUGAACUAGUUAGUUCACUGCAAUGUGAUGCCCGUUGGGCACAACAUGUAUUCAUAAUAUCGAAAAAAGCAUUGCAAGUGCUUGGGCUUUCUUAAGCGGUGCAAGAGCUACUUCACUUCACCUGAUCUUCUUAAUAGCUGUACUACCUGGUAUGAGUCUGUGCUCCGAAGACAUCCUUGGAGCUGCUCGACCAUGUUUAGAGAAGGGCGAUAGUGUUGAUAGGGGACAGUGAGGUAUCCAACUAUAUAUGGUUCCACUUGAACACUGUCGCAACUGGGGUGGCAUAUUAAUGCUCUAUCUUUACUUUCAUGGUGUGUGAUAUCCACUGAUAUUCGCCUUCUUAUUCCUGACGUAAGAAUCAAUAAUACCAGACACUCCAGGAAUUCACAACCAUUUGAAAUUGAUUGGUCAGCUGACCGAACAAUGCACUGCAGAGAUAAUUCCUUUUCGCCCGAAUUGUUCGUAUGUGGAAUCCACUUUCGGCAAAUAAUUUUCCCACCGACUACGACAUCCAGAAAUUCAAGACGAAUGUCAAUUAUUACUACUUCCACUUUCCUCGCUCCUAUUCCUAACUUUCUUUCCGCCAAUACAAUACAUUUGCAUAUAUCAACAACUUUCCCUGUUAGUUUACUGAACUAGUUAGUUCCCUGAACUAGUUUGUUCACUGAACUAGUUAGUAAAAUGAACUAGUUUGUUCACUGAACUAGUGAGUAAAAUGAACUAGUUAGUUUAUUGAAUUACUUGGUUCACCGAACUAGUUAACUCAAUUAACUGGUUAGUUAACUGAACUAGUUAGUUCACUAAACUAGUUAGUUCCCUGAACUAGUUUGUUUACUGAACUAGUUAGUAAAAUGAACUGCUUGAUUCGCUGAAAUAAUGAUUGAAAUGAACUAGUUAGUUUAUUGAAUGACCUGUUUCACUGAACUAGUUAGUUCAAUGAACGUUCGUACGAAAACAUCGAGAAGUUGAAGUGGGACCUCAAAUAUAAAUAUAUAUUUUUUAAUCUUCUUAUUUGAAGGGAUUUUAAAAUUUUUAUUUGGAUUUUUUAAUUUUUUCGAUUUUUUCACUUUUGUCAACCGGUGCAACACUGUGCGCCUAGGACUGGGACCCCUAUAUUAUCGUGAUAAUCAUGGUUUCUUCAAGCAAAUAAGUCACUCGAGUGUAGUAUGCCAUUUCCAUCUAUUAUAUUGCAGCUUUUCGACGUGCAAUUUCCGUACAGCGUCAGAUCGUACAUUUCUCACAGCUUUGAGACGAGUGCGAACUUUUGCUGCAAGAAGAUAAUGAUCCAAAUCGAUAGUUGCACCUCGGUUUCAUCUAAAUAUAAGGAACCCUCAACCCCUCCUUGACAACGAAAAAACCUUCUAGGUAAUGAAAAGCUGUUUCUGUGGAUUUGCGCUUGCCAUAGGCAUGCGAUCUUUAGAAAUUUUUGCCCUUAGAUGUGCAUUUAUGAACUUUUUUAGAGAACGAAUUGUACGGAUUUCCUUUUGAAAUAAAUGUAGGUUUAUGUAGGUACUUCCCACAGGAGUUCAGGUCAUACCGUUAUAAGCAGAGUAUAUCUCUCAGGCUAUCGGAAAAAGUUUGUAGUUUGACUGGUGAUACAUUAUCAGAUCCUGACUAUUUAUAAAGACCUGCGGGUCUUGUAGGUAUCAUCAAAGGUACUGCAGAAUUUCCCCAGGACUUGUUCAACCGGUAUUGAAGGAAAAGCUGUAGGUUUUUGGACCCCUAAGCCAGGUUGCCAGUCUUUCGAACACAGCUUGUAGUUUAACUGGUGAUACAUUAUCAGAUCCGGACGAUUUAUAAAGGCCUAAGGUCUUGAAAGUAUUUUCAUAGGUACUGCAAAAUUUCCCCAGGACUUGUUCUAUCGGUAUUGUAGGCCAAGCAGCAGGUUUUUGGUCCCCUUUAACAGGUAGUCAGUUUAUCGGACUCACAACUUGUAGUUUGACUGGCGAUAAAUUAUCAGAUCCUGAAGAUUUAUAAAGGCCUGGAGGCUUCGUAUAUAUCUUCGGAGGUACAGCAGAAAAUCCCUAUGACUUGUUUUAACGGUAUUUGUGGGCCAAGCUCCUGGGUUUUGGACCCAUUAGCUGAUUUUUGGGACUAUCUAUCGGGUUUUUGUACCAUACAACCUUUUUUAGGGUCAUCCAUCGGUUUUUUAGUCCCAGGUGUUACAUUUUGGAAACUGCAGGCGCUUUUUGGACCAAACUGUCGGGGUUUCCACCCAGCUAAUGGUACUUCAGCCCAACCAACCGGGCAGCUACCGCUUUUUCGAGCCUAGAUGUCGGUGUUUUAGCCCAGCCACCGUUUUUUAGGACUAGGUGGUGCUUUUGAAUCCAGCUGCCGGUAUUUAAGUCCUAGCUCAGUUUUUAAACUACUGCCACUUUUUGGGAUCUGUUUUUCCCCCAAGCAACUGGGAAGCUACGGGUAUUUUUGGGCCUAUCUGUCGAUUUUUUUUUUGGUCCAGCCACUGGUUUUUUAGAACUAGGUGGCGGUGCAGGAUUUUACCGGCCCAGCUACCGGUUUUUUUCAUCUACCUACUGGUACUUCAGGCCUAGCAACCGGGCAGCACCCGUAUUGUGAGCCUAGCUGUCGGGUUUUUGUUCCAGCCACUGGUUUUUAGUACUUUGGCUCCUUUUUGGGUGUAGCUAUCGAAUUUUAGUCCUAGCUGCUACUUUUUAGACUAUCUACCUCUUUUUGGGUCCAGCUACCAGUUUUUUCAUCCAGCUACCGGUAUUUCUGGCCAAUCAUUCUGGCAGCUACGGUUAUUUUGGGUCUAGCUGUCAGGUUUUUUGGCCCACCCAUCGGUUUUUUAGAACUAGGUGUCGCUUUUUGGGUCCACUUACCGGGAGUUUAGUCGUAGCUACCUUUACUAUACCCUUGUUUUUGGUCUAAAUUCAGGUUUUAGGGCCCAGUGUCCGUUAUAAGAGGUUUAGUUUCAGUUUUUUACGGCUUUUUGGGAUCGGCUAACGGUGUUUUUAGCUUAGAUGCAAGAUUUUCAACAAAGUCCCAUAAAUUUAGUCCUAGCUGCCACUUUUUAGACUAUCUACCGCUUGUUCGGUCCAGCUACAGAAUUUUUUAUCCAGCUACCAGUUAUUAUUGGCCAAUCAUCCGGGCAGCUGCCGAUAUUUUGGGUCUAACUGUCAGAUUUUUGACCCGUUUUUUUAGGAAAAGGUGCCGCUUUUUGGGUCCAUCCACCGGGAUUUUAGUCCUAGCUAUCUUUUUUGGGAUCAGCCACCUUUUUUCACCCAGCUACCGCUAUCUUAAGCCAAGCAACCGGUUUUUUAGCACAGCUACAGGUGUUUUACGCUGAGCUGCCGAUUUUUAGGAGAAGCUGUCGUUUAUUGAGCCCAGCUACUUUUUUGUAAAGCCUAGCUUCAGAUUUUAGGGGAUCUGCUGACGGUUUGUGGGCCAUAUACCUGUGUGUUUGGUCUAAAUUCAGCUUUUAGAGCCCACUUACCAUUAUGUGAGGUUUCGUUUAAGUUUUUUGACGACUUUUAAGACCAGAUAACGGUGUUUUUACCUUAGGUGCAGAAUUUUUAACAACGUCCUAGAAUUUUAGUCCUAGCUGCCACCUUUUAAACUAUCUACCGCUUGUUCGGUCCAUCUACCGAAUUUUUCAUCCUGCUACCGGUUAUUAUUGGCCAAUCAUCUGGGCAGCUGCCGAAAUUUUGGGUCAGACUUUUGGCUCAGCCAUUGGUUUUUUAGGAAUAGGUGCCGUUUUUUGGGUCCAGCUACCGGUAUUUUAGUCCUAGCAACCUUUUUUAGGACCAGCUACCUUUUUUCACCAAGCUACCGGUAUUUUAGGCCAACCAACCGGUUUUUUAGCACAUCUACAGGUGUUUUAGGCUGAACUGCCGGUUUUUAGGAGAAACUGUCAUUUAUUGAGCCCAGCUACUAUUAUGUAAGGCCUAGCUUCAAGUUUUUGGGGAUCUGAUUAUGGUUUUUGGACCCAUAUACCAGUGUUUUUGGUCUAAAUAGAGGUUU